Messenger RNA from Vitis vinifera (wine grape), 1552 nucleotides. RefSeq names its product EG45-like domain containing protein. Lineage: Eukaryota; Viridiplantae; Streptophyta; Magnoliopsida; Vitales; Vitaceae. The record is from RefSeq and is a predicted model, not a curated record. The coding region runs from base 952 to 1374 and encodes 140 amino acids. The transcript has 7 exons.
UUGCCGAUGCUUCCUUUCCGUUUCCCUCAUUCUCUCCUUCAUUCUUUUUUUCCAUCGCUCUUCAUUCUCUCCUUCGUUCUCUUCAUCCAUCGCUCUCCAUCCGAGACUACACAAUAGGAAAGACGCUCCACUUUCAUUCGAAAUCGUUGAUCUGAUCGAAGAGGAUGUCUAGCAAUGUAGUUCAACCAUUACAACAACCAAGUGGUGAAGAAAGUGAAAAACAAAGCAAGGCUUAUUGGGAUGAUAUUACAAUGGAUGCUUUUAUCAAAGUUUGUGUGAUUGAGACUUCGACUGGAAAUAGACCAAAUAGUCACUUUAGCAAGUUGGGAUGGAAAAAUGUGAUAAAAGCCUUCAACAGUUUGACUGGAAGAAACUAUCAAUAUAGGCAACUUAAGAAUAAAUGGAGUUCUCUUAAAAAUGAUUGACAACUUUGGAAUACCUUGAUUGGGAAAGACAUUGACCUUGGGUGGGAUCCUAUGAGACAAACCAUCAAUGCAAGCAAUGAAUGGUGGGAUAAGAAAUUGAAGGUUGUUUUGAAGAAUAGAUGGAGAAUGCUACGAGAAAUGCAUAGUUUUCCUCUUGAAAAACAAGUAAAGGCUGUUAUUGCUUCAGUGGCUCUUCACAACUUUAUAAGGAUUAAUGCUAGAAUGAAUAUGGAAUUUAAAUCUUAUGAUGAUGAUCAAGGGUUGCUUCCACUUAAUGAAGAAGAGAAUAGAAUGGAUUCCCUUGUUGAGGAAGAUGGUUCACAUCAUACAAGAGAAAUGGAAGAAGAAUGUGAUCGAACUGCAAAUCUUCUUAUAUCUCAUUGAUGUUUGAUUAUGACUCUAAUAUAUUUGUUUCCUCCCUAUCUUUGGAUGGUAGAGAAUCCAGCAUCAUCAAUGAUUACCAUUCUAUAUAAAUCAUCUCUUUUCACCUAAUUGCUAUAGCAGCUAUCAAUCAUACCCUAAGGAGAUGUCUAAGCCCCAAGUAUUCCUCCAAUGCCUCCUGCUCCUCCUGUGUGCAGAGCUCUUCCAUUUCACACUUGCUGAUGUUGGCGUGGCAGCCCAAUACAGACCCCCAUAUCUACCCACAGCCUGUUCAGGAAACGAUCCAUCCCCGUUCCCAUCAAGCAACUUAUUUGCAGCAGCGGGGGAGGGAGCGUGGGACAAUGGAGCAGCUUGUGGGAGGCAAUACCGGGUUAGGUGCAUAAGCGCUCCAACUCCAGGGACAUGCAAAGCUGAUCAGAGUAUUAUAGUGAAGAUUGUUGAUAGAGCCCAAACCACUGUGUCUAGACCUUCUAGGGAUGGUGCCGUCCUCGUCCUUUCUACUACUGCAUUUGGGGCUAUUGCUAAUCCUUCUGCUGCUUGGGUUAACGUAGAGUUUGCCCAGGUUUGAAGGUUGCAAUGGAUGUUAAGGCCAUAUACAUCUCAUGGGGUUGAUUGAGAGAGCUGGCUUCUCUUUCUCUUGAAUAUAUGUAUUAAUAUGUGGGAUGUUAAGUUUCCAAUUAGUUGAAUAAAAAUUGGAUCAACUACCACUACAAAUUCAAGAAAUUAACAUAUCUUACUGAUUUGAA